Molecule: messenger RNA, 15498 nt
Organism: Numida meleagris (helmeted guineafowl)
Lineage: Eukaryota; Metazoa; Chordata; Aves; Galliformes; Numididae
Gene: RGS22
Product: regulator of G protein signaling 22
Exons: 27
Coding region: 686-4498 (1270 amino acids)
Biological process (GO): regulation of signal transduction
Molecular function (GO): G-protein alpha-subunit binding
Source: RefSeq, a predicted model, not a curated record
AUGCCAAGCUCCUCUCUUUUUUCUUAUGUGAAAGAAAAUGGCUGAAGUGGGAGCUCUGCCAUAGAUGUGACUUUUUGUUACCUGUGAUCAAGCCUCACAGACUGCCUAAGCAUACAGACUUGCUCGAUGCAUUUCCUCAUUAGUUGUACAGUUUGAGAUUUUCUUUAGAGGCAAAAUUGCACCUGGCUGAAGGGUUCUGCUAACACAGGAAAAGGCUGAAUACCAUUUUGAACUAAGAACUGCUUACACUGCUUGAGAAAAGUGUUUAAUUUAAUCUCUUUCUUCAAAUAGCCUCAAAUUCCUACAUCACAGGCACCUCUUUUGGGGCUCUACCGUCAACAUACCCGUUAUGUGAGCCUGCUUCAGAGAGCUCCACAACAGCAGUAGCGGUACCUGCACCAGCUCGGCUCAUCCCAUGUGUUGUUUGCAGUGCCAUAGCAACCCAGGCCUGCUGAGAGUCAUGCAGCAGAGACCAGGAGUCUGCAGCCAGGCCCAGGAGUUCUGCAGCUUUCAUUUCUGAUCUGCGGGGAAGGAUUUCACCUUUGCAAAUGAAGUUGCCAUCCUGCAGAGAUGUGUGACGGCCCUUUGGUGCAUAGCUCCAGCAUGCAGUUGAAGAAGCUUACAACUGAGCCUCCACAUAUAACAGAAGAAGUGUUUGUAAGAAGACUACUUAGCCACAGAUGCUAUGCUUGUGGACUACUUCAAUGAAUUUUUGAGUCUUCCAACUUUUGCCCAGCCAGUUAAGUUUAACUCAGACUUCGGGGUUUUUGAAGUAGUUAAUGACACCCCACAACGCCUGGAACACCAGCUGAAAAAAAUUCUGCAUGAUCAGAAACCUCCAAAUCCCAUUUAUGAUGUUAUAAGAAAAGCAAAGAAUGAUGGGCAGCACUCCAAAAAGAUCAGUGAUUCUUCAGCCUUCAGUAUUGAUCCAAAUUACAACACUAUGCGUCUUGAUCGAGAACAAGCAGUACAGUGGAUUAAGAAAGAAAGACUUCCAGCUUUUCUAGAAAGUGACUGCUACUUUGAGUACAGGCUAGCUAAAUUGAUAUCACAGGUAGAAUGGAGCCAGACUGGCAUUAAUUUCAUUGUAGAUAGUAACUACUACCCCUGGAUAAGGAAGGAAGAUGCAAGUAAUCCCUCCCCUGAGGAGGAUGACACUUCAUUCACUAUGAAGAGGUUCUAUGUAUCACUUGGCCAGGCUACAAUUUCUCAGACAAUGGAUUGGUUUACAUUAGCAAAAGGAAGUGAAUCCAUGAAAACUACAGAUUCAUUUCUGCGUCCUGUAGCUUCUAUUCAAAUUCAAGAUAUUCAGCAUUUGCCUGGUCUGCCUGAAAGAGAAGGUUCAGUAAGUGAAAAAGCUAGCCUUCUAGAAGCAGGUUCCCUGUCUAAGGAGUAUGACCACUGCAGAUUCCUUUCCUCUUCAAGGACAGCAUCCGCAGAAGAUGGCAUUUUUAGGGAGAGAUCAAGAGAAGCUGAGGAAGGUUCUUCUAUGGCCAUUGCUGAACCUCCUUCCUACACUCGGCUAAGAGUUUAUCCAGACCAGAAUUUGGAGAGUGCAGCAAAAGAAGGAAGAGGACAGGAAAAUGCAGCUCUUCAGAUAGUGGAAGAAUUAGUACCAUCUAAUACUCAAUCUGUAACAAAGGAAUCAAUUUCGGAACUGAUGCAGCAGCCACCUGGUGAGAUUGAGAGUGAUGUGGAUUUCCCUAAACAGCCUAAUAUGUUUAUACAUGAGUUAUCAAAUAAUCAAUUUGCCUGUGGUACUGAAGAGCCGCUCUUUUCCCAAAGUUCUUCUCCAUUUACUGUCUUGGACUCCAUGGGAGAUAGAAGAGGACAAGAUGCUGAAGAAGUGAGCUUAAGAUCAAGCUCUGAAAGCAAUGGGGCAGAUAGUAGGGCUGCUUGGUGUAUUAACCACAGAACUUACGACACUGGCAACAGAAAUGAGUUUGAAAGAUUCAAGAAAUUCAUUCAAGGAACACUUGGUGAGAGGUAUUGGUGGCUCUGGAUGGAUAUUGAAAGACUAAAGGUUCUUAAGGACACUACAAGGCAGCAGAGGCAACUUGAUAAAAUGAAAAAACUCUACCUACUGAGCAGUGGAGACUAUUUCCUCACUUCUGAAGUGUUACUCAGACUUGAUUUACUACGCGGAGAUCAGUGGAAUACAAGGCAUUUAAGACAGAUUCAGCCUGAAGUAGUGAAACCUCUUCUUCUUUACUGGGGUCCCAGAUUCUGUGUCACUCAUUCAACAGCGAUAGAAACUGCCAGUGCAAAGCUGAAGUUCUGGCAUAUGUGCCAAGAGAGACCAAGGGUGGACACUGAUCCUUUUCCACAAAUGGUAUCAUUGCUGCCAUUGACAACUAAGUCUUGUAUGCCUAGGACACCACCUUCCCUUCCUCAGAAAAGUAAGACUAGCACACCAACAACUUUAUUGAAACUAGACACACUGGAUUUCUCUUUGAAGGGUUCGUCAAGGCUAUCAUCUGCCUUGUCAUCAAGACAAAGCCACCGAAGGGAUGACUUUCCUAGCAGUAGAAAUUGGCCAGAGUCAGUGAGCAGGGACAUGAUCCGUUGCUUAGCUUUGGAUGAUACUACAGAAAUGAAACACUUGGCUCAUAGAAGGUACACCUAUGCUGAGUUGCUCCCAGGGAAAAGUGCUGCUGGCAGUGUUGUCUUAAGAGGAUCAAGAAUGGAAAACAUGCUGCAGUCUCUUUAUCUGGAGAACAGAGCAGGCUACUACUUCACACACUUCUGUGAGAAGUCAGGGAAUAAGUUGUGGCAGAACAGUGUGUACUUUUGGUCUGACCUACAGGCUUAUCAUCAGCUUUUCUACCAAGAAACUCUUCAUCCCUUUAAAAUAUGCAAGCAAGCUCAAUUCCUUUAUGCAACAUACAUUGCCCCAUCUGCCAGUAUGGACAUUGGCCUUCAUCAGAGUAAGAAAAACAUGAUUUAUCAGAAAAUGGACCCAGCUUUUGAGGAUCUUUUUGACCCAGCAGAAGAACAUAUCCUCCUUCUUCUGCAAGAACCAUGGAUGAAGAUGGUGGAAGCAGACAAGUACACUUACGGAAAGGUGGAGUUGGUGGAAGAAACUCGACAGCUGGACUCUGUGUACUUUAGAAAACUCCAGGCUUUGCAUCAAGAAAGCGUUUCCAAGAAGAAUGAGAGUACUGUUGCUGACACUGAUCUACCAUCCUUCCCUGACGUUCUCAAAGAAGCUCAGCACUUGGGUCAAGCUUCCAAAAAACUGGCAGGUUCUGAUUUGUAUGACCUGAUCCACAACAAACAGAAGUUUGAACAGUUCUGGGUUUUUCUUAAUGAGCAUUCUGCUGGAAUGGAUCUCAUGUGCUGGCUAGAUAUUGAACAGUUCAGAAAGAUGCUCCACAGGGAUAAAGAAAAAAGGGAAGAAAAAUCCAAGGAAAUUAAAAACAAGUACCUGAACAAAAAAUAUUUCUUUGGACCCAACAGCCCAGCUACCAGAGAGCAACAAGAGCAGCUAAUGCAUUCAGGUGGAGGAUGGGGACAAAUCCUUCAUGAUCGGCUUCCUCCAGCGGUUCUGCUAGAAAUGCAGCAGUGGGUCCAGAAGAGAUUAGAAGAACAAUGGCUGCCAUUGUUCCUGGCAGAUGAGCAACAAGGGGCAGAGGAACAAGCAAAGGUAAGGGACAAAACUGAAGAUCUCCUAAGACAAAAACAGAAGACAACUAGGAUGUGGAAGCAUGUGGACAACAAGAGGGUUUCUUCAUCUAGUGAAAUAAUUGCUUUCCGCAAAGCGCUUUUGGAUCCAGUGACAGCAAAUCAGUUUCAACGCUUUGUGUCACUGGAAGGAGACCUACUGGAGAAUGGAGUGCUCUUUUGGCAAGAGGUACAGAAGUAUAAGGAUUUGUGCCAUUCUCAUUGUGAUGACGCCACAGUCCAGAAUAAGAUCACGACUAUUAUUGAUUGCUUUAUCAAUUCCACCGUACCCCCAGCUUUGCAGAUUGACAUCCCAACUGAACAAGCACAGAAGAUUUUGGAGCACAGGAAAGAACUAGGACCUUACAUUUUUAGAGAGGCACAGAUGACUAUUUUUGCUCUGCUGUUCAAAUUUUGGCCAAAAUUUUGUGAGUUUCGAAGCCGUUUGUCUAGUGACAAAAUUUUACUUGCCUUGGAGAGAAAAAAAGGAAAACGGAUGCAGAUGAAGGAAGGGAAAACGUUAGAGGAAAGGCUCACAAAGUUUCAGCGUAAAGAAGUGGCAAUCCGUGCUCUGGGACAUCUGGAACAUCGGACUGACAUGGAGAGAAGACUGUCAUCAUUUUCAGAUGGAUAUGAGUGGCAGGCUUCCUGGUCCUAUUCCAAGUACAUAGAAGCCUUGGAGCAGGAGAGAGUACUCCUUAAAAUGCAAGAAGAUCUGGAGAAAAAUUCAUCGUCAUUAUUUACAGGUACCUCAUCUAUGUCGUUCCCAAAGCCUGGAAACUCUGAAAACUCCACCAUUUCUCCAAAGAAUAGUGUGACUUUGGAGAAACACUGAGAUCUUCCCAAAGAAACAAAAAGCAGAUUAAAAUCCCCCUGAGGAAGGAAAUGCAGAGACAUUCAGCGCAGGUGGGCAAGAGAUACAAAACUAAUGUGUGUACAAGGUGUGUUCCUACUUCUGGAGCAAAAACAACAACUUGGAAUAUAAUUAAGAACCAUGAGGGUAGUCAAGGGUAGAAAAUAAACAUCUUCCACUUUAUUCCUUAUCAACAUGAUUGUGAUACUGACUCUUGUGUCAUUUAUUUGUUUAACAGUACACCUUGAGGCUCAAGUCAAUAAGAUUCCAUGAAGUGUGUGGAGUAAAAACAAUGAAUCUAGUCACAGUACUAAAGAUCUUAUAAUCAAGCCAAAAUUUUCAGUGCCUAAUCUAAUGAAAAAAUAAAACACCGCAUUAACUGACAGCUCUGAAGCAGUCUAUCUCAGCACACUGUUGUCUCAGUACUAUGAUUCAUACAACUUAUGUUCAUCAAGAAUAAUCCAUGAGGCGUCUGAACUAUCCUAAAAUCAAACCCUGUUGUAGUUUGCUCGUGGUCCCGUCUCAUUUCUGGUCCAAAGUACACUUCAGCCUCAUUUCUGACUCCUCAUCCACAUGAAAGACUUAAAGCACAUCAGGAUGCGGAUCCAACUGAUAACUUUUAUAAAAUGUCAUUCCUCCCAUGGUAGUACACACUGGAAGGUUUCGGGAAUUCAUAGCUCUUCUCAUAGUUCUCCCUUCUUUUUUACUUCUUUUAAAUCUUUAAGAGCUAUAAAAAUGCUGAGGUAGAGUUGAUGUUGGGGAGUUAGAAAGAGGCAGGGGCAGAAUUAAUUGGUAGGCAGGGACAGGACUUUUCAGACCACUUUAAACAUCAUUCACCAGCCACAAAGCCAUUGGCUCUACUCUUCUCUACAUGUGUCUAGUGCAUGUAAGAAAAAGUUAGAUCAGUGAGCUCCAGCUUGCUGAGUUGCCAACAGCUUAUCCCUCAGUUAGGGACGGGAUCGUCUUCUGCUCCUCUUCCCAGCCUCUUGGACAAGGAGAAGGAAUCUCUGUGAGUUGUCAGAAAUCAAGAGCCUUCACUUGGAGCUCUUAGAUCAUCCUGCUAAGGACAACUUAGGAAUGCUUUCCUCUUCAGUGUGGAGAGACAGCAUAAGUCCACUGAUAGUCUUUUUCACUCUUCAAGCACAGUGAUCUGGUAUUGUAUGGGAUUUCCAUCAGAAGUUUCUUUAGAGAGGCUGGCAGGGAAGGAGCAUGUGCAUUUUAUUUACAGCAGGGCUGUAGUUCCCCUGCCCACACAGCCUCAAAGAAGGAAUAAGGGAGAUCAUCAAUUUGGUUCCUACUUCCACACAGUUCAGAAACAGUUUGCUUCAUGCUUAUCUCUGUUCCUUCUGUGUAUGUAUUGUUUGCUUUUGUGAUGUUACCUGAGAAAGAAAUAUUGGGUGGAAGCUACAAGAAGGGAGUAAAAUGUAAAAUUCCUAUUUCUGUUUUUCAAGUUAUCCCAAAUUUCACAGAUGCACUGAACUUUAACGCUCAGUGCAUCUGAGGAGAGUGGAAUGCAGCAUCUUGCAGCGAGCAGAGCACAUGUGGUGCUGUGUGGGCUACCACUCAUUAAUGUGAAAGGCAAAGAAUCAUCAUGAAAUGCCACAAAUGCAGUGAUGUAUGUCAGUCUAAAAAACAUGUGAACAGCCACCUUCUGCUGCUGUGGUCAGUAGAGUGCAUGCAAUCAAAUGCUGGGGCAUGGCAGUCAGUUUCUGUUUUGUUGUAAUCUUGCCUUCAUGGCAUUUUGAGACAGUUAAAUAACAUGUAGAAAAUGCUGGUAGAUUUUACUUGAAUCAUACUCAGAUGACUUAUAAAAUUAAAAAUAUUAUCCUGAUAUUUGUCACAGAAUACAUAACUCCUUGUAUGUUUCCACCUUACAAAACUUUUAAUGAAAAUUUACCAAACCCCACUGCACAAACUGCUGUUCCAGAUGGUUACUAUGCUACACACCUAUGACUUAAAAACAAACAAAAUCAAAAACACGCUACGUACUUGAUGAGUAGAGCAGUACUUGAUGAGUGAUCAGAAUUUCAAAGUUCUGCAAACAAAUGAUAGCCUUCCAUCCAGUUUGCAGUUGUCUCCAUGUUAACUGAAAUAAAUACGCACGCGUACAUGUGUGUAUACAUUUAUAGACCAUUUCUUCAGUAUGCAACUGAGGAUGACCACAUCUGUUAGUAAUGCUAGAAAUAUAUGUCAUAGGAUGAUUCCCAUUUUAUUUUUAAAGAAAAAUAGAGUGAUUGAGCAGGGAAAUACUAAGAGACAGGGACUCUUUCAUUUCUGGAUUACCAAAUCUAAUCUCAUACAAAGGCAAAUACCCCAUUAUUGUUAUUCAGUGGUACAUCUGAAACAGAACGGUGCUUUUAGUAUCUUCUCCAGGUGUCAAGUAAUGAGUACUGCCACUGGCAGCAGACAGCCCAGGAACUGACCAGGUCUAGAGACAAACUAUAUGGCUUUGGUCUAAAGAAUCACUCCCUGUCACAUCAGAAAGCUCGCUUACACGGCUAUUGCCUUUUGGUCUUGUUCUCAAGAUACACUCCCUGUCAGGCUGCUGAUCCAUCACCAAAGUGAGCUCAGCAGUUUUAAAGGUCUAGAAAAGCUUCACUCAGUAAAACUAGCACCUCUCCCUUUAGAAAAAUAAAAAUGUAUUCCUUAUUUAGUUUAACUAUGUAUACUAUGGAAUUUUGGAAAUCUGCAGCACUGUAGGAGAACAACAGUUCUGUGCAAAACAGACAAUAAAAACAGCUAUAUUUUUAGAAACCUACAAAUGUAGAAAUUUUUCUGGAUGGUUUUGGUUUUAUGCUUUAGUGGAGUUCAAAAUACAGAACCUAAAUAAAUACAGAGUCUAAUCAGACUUUUGUUGUUUACUCCCAAGAAAUGCAGCAUAUUGGAACUAUUUUGCAAUUUUUUCAACCGUCAUUUGGAUUCAUAAAUAUUUACACUUAGAUGCUAUUACUGUGUAUUUCACUUCUCUCUCAUCAAACCUGGCAUGUUUAUUAAAAUAUUUUACAAUCUUUGCAUGCCAGACACAGCUUAGCAUAAAGGGUGCAGUCUUGAAACUGAUCACUGACUACUUCUGGUAUCAGCGUAAGUUGCGACUACUUGCUUAAGGGCCUCGAUACAUUUUGCUUUGAUUUCUGUCCUGCUACAGCAUGACACAAAGCAUCAGACUAUGAGAUGAAUUCCUGAAGACAUAUAGUGCUGGAUGAUGUUAUUGGCAUGCGUACUUACCAUACCUCUCAAGUGUGGUGGCAGUGGUGGUCUCCAGAGCAUCUAGAAAGGAGCAGAAUGCUUUCUCAUUUGUCUCUCUACAAUGCUGCUGUGCCAGUGCCUCCACAGCCCUCGUCAUCUUUUCUUUUUUGUGACUGUUUCUUAGGGUACUAUCAAUGGGAGCAGCCUAAGACACUGAGCUCUGUUUGUGCCUUUAGUCUCAUACAGCAUGAUAGACCUGGGGACAUUUUCUAUCUGUUUUCUAUCACUUGCACACUGUGAGAUGGCCAGCCUCAGCCUUCUAGUAUUCUAGUCAAAACUUGAGCUUUUUAGCUUUUUUUUUUUUUUUUUUUUUUUGGUAUGUAAAAAUGAUUGAAAACAGAUUAGGUGCUUCAAAGUUCUGUCCCAAAUUCAGAAAACAUAAUCUUUGUUAUUUAUGUUUCUAAUGUUAAAUACUAGGCCAAAAUGAUCACUGUGCAUAGUGCUAACAUAGCUGCAGCAAUCCAUCUUGAAUGUGACCUCUUUAAGCUGACCCAUUACAUUCAACUGAUGAUUUUUGUUUCUGCCUUUUUAUAGAAAUGCUUUUAGUCAGUCAUUGCGAAUCACACCUGAAUACAGCUAAGGUGGGGCUGUACGUUUCUUUUCUAAGCUUAUGGAACAUUGUUGGUUUAAAUACAUUCAGUAGUGGUUGUAAAAAUGUGAGGGAAAGACAGGUUUGAACAAAAAUUUUAGAUCUGGAUCUGUACUCACAGUUCAAGCCUACCUUUAAUGGCCUGAUUUAGAACAUUCCCAGGAUUUCAGAGAGUUAUAAUUCACAUCUGUGUUUCUAAGUCCUUCAUGCAUGAUUGUUUGAAUGUGCACUUUUGGAACAGAUCCAUGUCUAAUAGGCUAAACUGUACUUCCCAAAUCAGAAGCCACAUGGUAUUGCUAUAUAGUUUUUUUAUUUUUCCUUUUAUUACAUGGUCUUCUAACAAGGUUCUGUCAGUCCUGCACACUGGAUUAAUAGAAAACACUGAAAUCUACACUUUCUAUCUAGCUUCUAAUGAAACCAAACAUUUUGAUUCCUACUGGUGAUUUAAUAAAGCAUUUACACAAUGGCCACAGUGGAUACUUCUCCACCAAGUAAUAAUUUCUCAGAGUGUUAGGGCAGAUUGGAAUUAUGCGGGACCCAUUAAGCUGUCAUAAUAUGUUAAGGGUAGUCAAGGAAAUUGAUGAGAUUCUCUCAUUUUUAAUAUUCAUUUAACCAAGCUAACUUAUAUCUCAAGCGCAGGCUGCAUUUACUUGGAUUUUCCUGCAUUUCUCUAACUAAAUAAAUAUAUUUAAGUUUCAUGGUGACAUAUGUGAAAGUGUUGACAACAACAUUGCUUAUUCCACAUGUUAAUUAUGUAUUUGUUCAGUGUGCCGAUGAACUAUGUGCACUUCUCAUGUUAACUUUUCAAGCCAAAAGCAAAUGUAGUAAGUGGAUUUGUGCUUUUAAUUUGAGGUAUUUCUUUUCCCUCUCAAAUGAUCUCGUACACGAUUCCUCUGUACCAUAUGCGUUUGAAAAACUUUUAUUGGCAAGAAGUUUAAAAAGAAAGUAACGCGCUCUUCUCAGAAAAGGGAUUUUAACAAAGCAAAGCAAUUGUGCCAUUAAUGAGAAAGUUAAAUGAAACAAAUGACAAGACAAGAAAAAAAACACAGCAUCACACUCAAGGAAUGCACAGGCACACAAUAGCUUGUGCAAUAUUCCUCAUCUGUCAAAGCCAGUAAAUACAGAGAUUUCACUGGAAAUGUUCAUUAAAAUAGUCUGUGGUGCCCGUGGCUCGGUAAAUGGAACCAACCAGCUUCUAGCAUACUUUGUAUUUUUCACCUGUAGGCAAGCAAACAAGUUUCAUCCCAGCUGUAGACCAAAGUGAUCAGUGUUGGUUUUGUAAGCCCCUAAUCCUGACUGGUUUGAGUAGCACUCGUCCCUGAAAAAGCUAUUUUGGGAAUCAUAUCUGUCACAUCUCUACAGUAAUGUACACCACCAUUUUGAAUGUGUAUAUAUGUGUGUAGGUAUGUAUAUGUAUCUAAAAAAUCUCUACUUCAUAGAUUCGUGUGUUUGUAUGCAUGUAUAUACACUAUAUACAUAUAUGCAUAAAAUGACUGUACUUCAGUAAAUUAUUUUACUGUCAUAAUGACAUGGGACUGUACAUCAUCUUUUUCCUAAUAACAUUUUCCACUGUGUUGCUUCUGUAUAAUUUUUUGAAAAUGAAUGUCUUUUGUUUCAUCAAAAUGAUUUAUUUUGUACUUGCAUUACAGAGGAUGGAGUCCUUACGCUUUCUUUGUUGAGGCAUGUGGCUCUUUGCAGAGGUCUGCAUGGCUGCUGGGAAGAGAAAAGAAGUGCAUUUUUCAGGAGUUCUUUGGGCUGUAGAAAGCAUAUGAAAGAAAAAAUUAACUUUUCCUGUUUUUUUUUUUCUUUCAAACGAGAAAGUCGUAAUUAACAGCAUAUGUUGGGCCACUCACUAAAGACUGUGAUAAAUGAUUAGUAUUUUCAAGCUAAUGAGCUGAAUACUUGAUCUAAAAAUGACGAGUAUAUUUGUGUUCAUCUUCCAGUUAUAUCUUCCAGUUCAGAGAUCAUCCUAACUCCUGGCUGCUUGAUCCUGAAAUCUGCUUAAUAUCUUGAAAAAUAUUCUCUUAAUUUCAGUCUUCAGAAGUACUCAGCACCUGGCACUAGCAGGCCUUCAGGAAGCUCUCCAAAUGACAAAACCAAAAAAACCUUUUUUUUCCCCCUGAAAAAAAGAAGGAAACAGCAUUUUUUUUUUUGUCACUGCAGCUCCGCAUGAAAGUAUGUUCUGAAACAACGUGAAACACGAUCAAAACACAGAAAUACACAGGCUUAGUUGCGUUUGCCAAGACAGCAUAGUACUAAUCAUGGACGAUAUGCCGAGACACUAGUUAAGCAUUGGAAUAAACUACCCAGAGAGCUUUUGGUAUCCUUAUUGUCAUCAAAGGGGUCCUAAAAACAGAUAAGGUAUGCACAUCUGCCAGGAACAACUGAGUAUUUUCAGACGCAUGCUGGGGCAGAGGAAUGAGUAGAUGAACUCUUGAGGGACUUAUUUUCUCCAAAUCCAUACUCAGGUUGUUCUGAGCGCAAACGCUUAGCCUCUGCUCAGGAAUCUUACGACAGUCAAGGGCCAUGACACUUCAUUUGCUCUGCACCCGAAACUCCCACUGAAGCCAAUUAUUCAAUCUAAUUUAACAAAGACCACAGCUUCUCUGGCAGUGCAAUUGUUGGUAACCAUCAACAAACUGAUUCAUCUACAAUUGGGCCAAAUGUUACAAAAUCUGUUUCUGAGUUCUUGUUUGUACCCCCUUCAUAAGAUUACACCAAAAUUAAAGCAUGCAGUACUUGAACUAACUUCAAAGGCUGAGCUUGCACUUCUAGCUAGUUCAGCCUUUUUAUUGGUUCAUGUUUUCCAUUUGGCUUCAACAUCCUGUUCUUUACUGAUGCCCUUCUAGAAUUUCAUUUACAAAUAUUACGUCCUUGGUUAGUGAGCCAUGCUAAUUAAUACUGCGGUGGAGGCUAUGGAUUAUAGUAAUCUCAUGCCUCCUGCUUGGAAAAAUGCUGCAAUUUUUCCACCCAUUUACAUGUAAAGCCAUACUGAAUAUGGCCAUUUGGUCUUCGGAAAAUUUAUCCUAAACUUAUUUAAUCAGAAUAUGUUAAACUAAGCUCGUUUAUGCUGUUAUCUAUUGUCAGUUUUGUUAAUAACGAAGCUCAAAAAUUUCAGUGCAGUAGAAACCUGAGAUCUACAAUUUCCUAAUUAGAUUAUUUCAAAACAAAACAGUAAAGCUGAAACAGACUGGUUUCAGCGUGCGUAUUUUUAAAAAUGUAUGUCAAUAACAAGUUUGUUAAAAAAACACCAACAGAUGAUUCACAGCUUUCUGUAUACUGUACACUUCUGACUGAACCUCACCUUUCAAACCUGGGACAACAACCCAACCUGGAUUUUAGCUCCGCUGGGGAUUUUGUAGCCAGAGACUUCCUGACAGCUGCCCUUCUCAAAGAUUGCCAAGGUUCUGACUGUUAAAAAUGACCUAUUUUAUUUACGGUACCAUCUGACAUCAAAUAAAGACUAUGGAGCCUUAACACAACAUAGCAAUCCUAAGCUGACAGGUUCUUCCAACACCAGCGUAAACAAAAGCAAUGUCAUUUUUUUAGGAAGAGGCGGUAUCUUUUAUUAGACCUGGUGAUGUAAGUGGAAACAGCAGACAAGCUCUCAGGCUCACGAUUCAUUCAUCAGGUCAUAAAUAGGUCAACAAAUACAUCAAUUUGGGGUGCUUGUGAUUUUAUUUUUGUUUUCGAUCACGUUCAUGAACUCUCUUUUCAUAAAUGGAUGGUAUUUCCUUGAUGUGACUGCAGCAUGGUGAUAUAAGGCAAACGAUGAGGCGGACAACAGAGAUGCCCCCUUGUCCUUCUAGAUUGUCACUGCAGACCCCAAAGGGAAAAUCUGCCGACAUCCUGUAACAUUUACCAUGCCAUUACCUCAACAAGAAUUAAAAACCGACUCAAAUGAGAUGUUUAUAAACCUAUGAGAAAAAGAUUUAAAAACUUGCUACAGGAAAUGACUGCAGAAGUGGCACUUGAAGCAUGACCAUGGCCAGUCUUUUUUGGCAGAACGAGAACAUUUUGGGGUGUCCUUCUCUCAAGGUGCAGUCCCUAACCUGUGCCAGGUCUCCCUGUGGGACAUUGCUCCUCUGCUGGCACACAGAGCUAAGGCUGCCUGGGGUAAGCAUGUGAAUCUAACCAAAGGAAGCCAAGGUAGCACCCAGUGGAGAGCAGGUGUGGUCUGCUAUCUGAAGGAGGCUUUCCCCCUUCACAGCCACUACUUUACACCCAUCGAUUAGUUGGUCUAUAGUUUUCUGUCAGGAUUAAUUCCUCAAACAGAACGAUAGCUUCACAAACAGAAGUAGUUGGUAACUUUCUGCUCUCCUAGAGGUCUGAUGAUCGCUGUUCAGGAUUAGGGAAAAUAAAAGUCAACCAAAGAUUCAGCCAAACCCUAUCAAAGUAUGAAGAACACUGCUUGUUUCAGUAGCUUUGCUCUACUGAAAGGUACAUAUGCAUCUUCUGCUUAAUUACUGCAAAACAUCUAUAAUGAAGGAGGGCAGUAAUGGCACAUGCACCAAGUGCUUGCAUGUACGGCCCCACUGGGGUUGCUAGGCAGGCCACUGCUUUCGUACAAUAACAUUCCCAUAUUGUAGAUGAUGAUGUGAAACAAAACCAUGUUACAGUACGUCAACUGAACUGUGCUUUGGAAAGGAACAUGACAAGCUAAGCUUGCCCUUUGUCUUUAUGCUGUGGUCCUUGCUUUCAUUUCCAGAAGGAGGAACUCUGCUCCCGUACUGCUCUUCCCUGGGCUGAACCCAGGCUCAUGGCAUCUACCUUAGGGGCUGCCAUUUGCUGAAGUGGGCUGCAGAAACUGCAACAAUGAUGUGCCACAAUUUCAUAUUUCACUGGUUAAACAGAAAAUUGGAAAUUUGUCCAUUAAGGUGGUUUAAUUCCACAGGUUCCUGCCUGGGAAAAGGAAGAUAAGGAACUAAGAUACCUUAGAAUAAGACAUCUCUCAGCAAAUACAGAGUGAAGAAACAGAAUAAAAGCAUUGGUUUUGAUGACUUUGUUCCCUUUGUAGACAAGCUAGAAAACAUUUAAAACCCCAAAGGGGAAAAAGAAAAAAAACAACCCUUGCAUCAGUCAAAGGGGUUUGAGCAAGGAACAGGGACUGGAAGGAGCUGUCUCUGUGGGUGUGUUUUUCUUAAUUUUUUCUAAGAAAGCAAAUUAUAAUGUAGCAUGUUUUUGGCAAGUUAGUUUGCCCAAGCUAUGCUUUUAGGUAAAAAUGAUACAAGAAAAAUAAAGAGGAAAAGAAAAAUAAAGAGGAAAAGAAAAAGAAAGAGGAAAAAAGAGAAAGAAAGAGAAUAAGGAAAAGAGAACGAAGAAAAGAGAACUAUCAUGUGAAUGCUAAUGUCUAUGCUGUGGAUCGUGGUGUGUUUUCUAGUUUUUAGGCAUGAAUGCAGAUGUUAGCUGCGACUUGAUGGCAGGCUGGGAACUGGGAAACAGCAGAAUCUCUUUUUAAAAAAUAGAACUUGAUGGUACCAAACGCAAAGCCCUUCAUGUAAUUGUAUCACUAUAUAUCUAUAUAAAAUUACCAAAAUCGGUCUCUUUAUGGCUUGGACUAAGCUUAAGAAAUGGCUUAUUUGAGAUUUUUCUACUUCAGAAACAUGCACAGAAUCAACAAAGGCUUAUGAAAUCCCUGUCUCCUCCAUUUAUUCUGACUUGAACUUUUGCUUUUUUUUCCCUCCUUUGUUUAUAAUGCCCUUUUGGAAGCCUGAAAAUAUUUUUCCCCUGCUAAUUUUGAAUUUUUCCAUUUAGGAAUAAUUGAUUCACCCUUAAUUUUUGUACAGCUGCCAUUCCAAUUUUAUUCAAUAUCUUCUUGUGCCACAGUAUCUCUGUUUGUUUCAACACUGCUAUUGACUGAUGUCAACACAGCUGUAGCAAAAGAGUAUUUAAAAAGUUAAUUUCUGGCACAGGAACAGGAGGAGGAGCACAAAUGCAUGCAUUUUCAUAUGUGGCACAUCACUACCAGCCAGCAUUAUUUAGUUUCUUUUCUUUCUUUUGAGAUAGAGAGGUAGAUAUCAUAAUAAACUCUUUAGGAAUGCGGCUGGCUCAGGGAAUUGCUGAUGUCCCAUGUGAUCUUUUUCCAGCAGAUUUUUGGUUCUAAUUUGAUCCAGAUUAUGAGUAUCUAAAGACUCUGUGGCAUAUACAAAAUCACUUGACAGUCACAGUCCUGUUCCUAGUCGGCUCCAGGCCACACCACAGAAAGCACAAUCUGAAGUAUCACAGCUGGCACUCUUUGUGGAAAAGACAAGGAUUCACUGCCUAAAUUUUCUCUCAGUGGUAAGCCUUAUUUAAAAUUUCAAUUUGUCAUAAGCAAGAAAUGAUUUAGCAAUAACGCCUGCUUUCCUCAAAAAUGAUCUCCUUCAAGGACACCAUGAGAAAGCAGAUGAGGAGGUUGCAGGUGCUACAGAAGUUUGGGGAAGAAAGAGCACUGUAGCCUCUGUUUUGGUAACUGCAGCACUUUUGGAACAAACAGUCCUAAUACUCAUGAACAAGAACCAACAGGAACAGGUGCCAGAAACCUCAUGGACUGCGUGGACUGGGAAGGAGAUGACUGCUGUCCUCUUGUGUGGUGUAUGCCUGAGUGUUUUCACAAGGUUUAUUUGCUUUGAUGCAGUUGGAUGCAUGGAGUCAGCGCAGGUCUGGAAAGGCACUCAGCCUUAGAACUCCAGAAACUGGAGUGACUGGGAACAACUCUUGAGUGCUGACUUAGUGGAGCUGUUUACUUCUGCCCGCUGUCCAUGGCUCUUCCCCCAGUGUAUCCUGUACCCAUAUUUGCACAGUCCUGAGCUGCCCUUUAUACAGAACAAUAAGGAGUUGGCUCUAUAUUCCACAGUAAUGACGUCAAAGAAUAAUAACAAUUAGCACUUCAUUUAGCAUCUCAGCUAUAACACAAAGAUGUCUAGCCAGCACUAUCUCAGGCACAUGGGGAAACUGGUCACACAGAAAAGAAUUUAAUGACCUGGCCAGCCAUGAAGUAAGCUAUUACAAAGAGUCAUCAGAUUUCCUUAUACGCAGACCUAGGUCCGUCUACCCAAACAUUGUCUCACGAAGACUGUCAUUGAGAGAAAAAUUCCUCAUAUGUAAUUUAUAAUCAUUGCAGCCUCAAAGCUUGCUAUGCUUUUGUUCCAAUAAAAGUUUCAUCCUC